Molecule: messenger RNA, 2973 nt
Organism: Talaromyces proteolyticus
Lineage: Eukaryota; Fungi; Ascomycota; Eurotiomycetes; Eurotiales; Trichocomaceae
Exons: 2
Coding region: 1-2973 (990 amino acids)
Source: RefSeq, a predicted model, not a curated record
AUGGAAUCUGUGAAUCAACAUGAGCCCCAAACAGCCUCCAACAAGGAGCCAUGUCAACCCCUCGAACGAACAAAUUCUAUAGACGACGAGCCAAAACAACCCUCCAACAUCCUCAACGCCCUCGACCACGCGCUCCAAUCCAUCGACCACGACACCUCCGCGCAACACCCACCAAAUAAGAAACCCGACAAUGGAUAUACCCCCUCCGUGCUCACAAGCAAAGACGUCAAAUACCUCUUCUCCGGCGCCCCACACUUUAUGCUCGAAAAGGGCCGCCAUAAUCACUGGUACCCGCACGCGCUUUUCCCCUGGGACACCGGCGUGCAAAGCAUCCAGGACUUCUGGGACCGCGAGCCGCUACGCCACGAGUCUUUUACGCUAUCCACGCUGCACGCCCAUUUGCCAGUCCCCUCCCAGCGCCAGCCUGCAUCUGACACUGACGCCGACGGCGUGACCCGCGCUACUUUUGAUCUCGGCAUUUUCGAGGUUCCGAAUAUGCUAUCGAUGAACGGGAAGGAGCCGGGCGCUGUAGGGGUUCGUCAUUAUCUGGAGCUGGCGACCGCCGAUGCAGUGCGGUAUCAUCCUAUACCCGUGAAUGGUGGUGAUGGUGGGAAUGCUGGAGACCUCGGGCGGCGACGGAGUAUUGCGAAAUUACCACUCCCGCAGGCCUUCGAGGCGCUAGAGCACAUGCACGACGCGUACGCGGCGUGUGAGGAUCCAGAUAUCGAGCUGGACCGCCACAAACUCCUGCGCGAGGGCAGCGCGGCGUGGAAACGGAUCGGGGUGCGUGGAGAUAUUCGCACAAGGGAUAUUGUGGAGCGGAUAGCGUUGCUAUCGGAGUUUCGCGUGGAGGCGUUGAGAAAGAAUAAACAGAUUACUAUCCUCGACAAGGAGUCUACUGAGACGCUGUACAAUAAGCUUUAUUCAACGUUCUUGCUCCCGCCGCCCAAGAAGUGGAAUUAUCGCCAGCAGCGCGAGAAUCUCAAGGGCCAGAUUGAGGUGCUCACCCGAGUCCUCGCGGUCAAGGGCGCGUGGUUUGAUUUCAGUCUGCCCGAGGCGAGGUUGAGGGUUGGCCAGCUGUUGUGGGAGACGCCACCGCAUGCGGAUGGUGAUUGUCUGGAUGCGGUUGAAACGAGCAGUAGCAAGAAUGAUCCCGAUACCAGCAAGGUAAAUGCCGCGAUUCGUGCUGGCCUGGAAAGGAAGUGGUUAUUACUGCAGCUCCUCCUGGCGGCUGAACUGCUCGUCAGACUCGAUGCUAUCGUCCGAUUAGCCGUUCUGCGACCCGCCUCAUCGAAGACCCAGGUAUCAGUGACGUCGCAUGAUGUGCGGGAUCUUGAUAAGCUCAGACAUGGCAAGGUCAACUGGGACGUGCUCUUUGCACAGCGGUUCUCGGAUAAUUUGAUAGUACGAUGUUGUCCGGCGACGGCGAGUGAAACCUCGGCGCCGCUUCAGAGGAAGCAGAGUCUGUUUUCUAAACUCGGUAGCCUUAGGAUAAACAACCAGCAGCAGCAGCAACAACAAGCGGCAGAUGUUAAAGACUCUGCAUGGGACUGCAUUGUCACCCCACUUCAUCCGGAGAGACAGCUACAAGGCCUCUCUGUUUUCGCCAAGGCCAUCGGCUGGCCGGAAUACGAGGGUGUCGAGAGAAAUAUCCGGUCGAAGUUGCAGAAACAUAUUGCUACGCCUGGCGGCCCUAUCAACUCCAGUUCCCUCUAUAACACGCCAAUCACUUCCCUGUCAAAGAGACUCUUCGGUAGGAAAGACACGUAUACCCGACACCCAUCACGGCGAUACGUUGUCCUACACACUCCCUCUCCUGAAUCUGAAUCUAAUAAUAUCGGCGGCUGGCUAUCCCGCACCUGGCUCACGGGGCUCGUCCUGCCAGGCGACGCGAUCAACCACCUGCUCAUAACCAGUCUUCUGGAAAACGACCCUCGCGCUCUCUCCACCCUCGGUCCCGUGGCGAACCUCUUCGGCGGGUUCAAUUACAGCGGAUCAACAUGGUGGAGCACAAAAUCCGUGGUUGGCCGCGUUCUCGCUGCCCUCGCCGACUCGAGGGUGUGCAUGGGCUGGGUGCGAACCAGUCUCACCCUGACUCUCAGCACCGACCAGGACACUGUAAAUCAGAAUCCGCCGUCGGCCCUGCAGGAUACCUGGUUUGAGGUCGAUGUCGAGGAAGUAUCCAAAAACACACGGAUUCGACAAGGCACGAAACUGGCGCUCGAGUCGCAUCCGUUGGGACCGGGGGGCGAGGAGGAGAUAUCGGGGGAAAAAUUCAGUAUUCCCGUCGACGAGGACCACGACACUACCACUACAGAUGGAGCGAGAGCUGUGGUCAGUGUCGAUAGCCUUGUCCUGUCGACGCGAGAAGAGAGAGUCAAGCGUGUUGUCGCGGCGCAGAAUGCGUCGGUCCGGUUUACUCUGGAUUCGUCUUCUUUGUUGAUGCCGCUCACGUAUAACGUCUGCUUUAUAUCGUCGUAUACGUGCCGGCCGCCGCGGGGGUCGAUUACGCAUCAUCGCCAUUUCUCAGUCUCCUCACCAUCUUCCUCAUCACCGGCAGAGCCAUCGGGCGAAAACAAGAGUAUGCAAAAUCGCCACAAACAUCACUCUCACCUCCCCGGCCAUCCGCUUCACAACUCAUACUCCUAUAAAUACAUCCCCGUCACCUCUCUCCGCGCCGACACCCCGGCGCCUUUCCUUGUAGGACAAAGCAGCAAACCGGAGCUUAGCGAACAUGAUAAACGAGAGCGGAAACAGCCCGUCUUGGUGAUUGACGCUCGAUCGAGCCAUGCGCACGAGGUUCUGGCGCGGGCGUGGUGCGCGGCGACGGGCGCAGAUGCGUUGAUUGGGCGCGUUGGAAGGACGUGUUUGGCGUGCUGUGUGAGGGAGGCGAGGGCGGUGGAUGUUGGGGUUGUUAUUAGAACAAGCACAACUACGAGGAAUCCGGGCAGUACUGUUGGAGGAGGGGAAUGA